UGAAGUCCCUGGAUUUCUCCACGGCGAAUGGCAAUACCCAAUGUACCACCCAGAAAUGGCAGAAGACGCUGAGUGUGAAAUACAGGAGAGGUGGCCCAAGCUUCACUUGCAAUCCACUGCUUCCCUGUCACAUUUUGCAACGCCACCUCAUCCAUUAAAGGUAUUCGAAACAACCCCAGCACACUGGAGAUUGCAAUACAAUGAGUGGAUCCUGGAUCACCUACAAUUCCAAUCAUUGGUGGUGGACCGGUGCAGUUGAAAUCGUGGAGGGUCUCCUCUGUACCACUAAGCAAGGAUGUGGCAGCCCUGAAUGCCACGCCUAGCUUCACACAGUUGUCAUACAGAUGAUAACCAAGGUUUAGCCCAGGCUCACCGCUGGCAAUGCGGUUGUUCCGGUUCUUUAAUGAAGCUCAGUUCUGGGAACACUGUGAUGAGAUGAAAUGCAAACAGGCCUCCAAUGAUAAGGUCUCCAUCCUGAUACAUCCCAUUCAACUUGAAGCGUCCCUGAAGCUUACAGAUGCCUGUGCUGGUGACUGAAGCUGCAGAGAUAAAGUUAAAGGUUUGAUUUUCGUGCUUUCCGGUGGGCUCAAACAAUGGUGUUCGCCAUUGAAGAAAUCAACAGUAACUCUGCUUUGUUACCAGGGGUGACACUAGGUUAUCGGAUCUUGGAUAGCUGUGAUUAUGUCCACACCAGCUUGCGCAGUACACUGGCCCUGGUAAACGGCACCUCUAUUCAAACACAGUCUGUUGCUGGUGCUAAAUGUCUCUCCACUGCCCCAGUAUCAGCUGUCAUCGGUCUGGCAUCAUCUUCACCUACACGAGCUGUGGCUCAUACUUUAGGUCCAUUCGGAAUUCCACUGAUAAGCUACUUUGCGACUUGCACCUGCCUUACGGAUAAGACAGAAUACCCAUCUUUUCUACGCACUGUACCCAGCGAUGUAUUUCAAGUGCAAGGCCUGGUCCAGAUGGUUUCCCACUAUGGCUGGCGCUGGGUGGGUACGGUGGGCACAGAUGAUGACUACAGUAACUAUGGCAUCCAGGCCUUCACCGAUCAGCUGAAUCAACGUGGGGGUUGUAUAGCCUUUCACCACACUAUACCCAAAUCAGCUUCCCAGGCACAAAUCCACUCUAUUGUCAGUAGCCUAGAGGGUUCGACUGCACAUGUGAUAAUAGCAUUUGCCACUGAAGGACAGCUGCUGAAGCUCCUGACCGAGGUUGCUCGUAGGAAUCUGACAAGGUGGCAGUGGGUAGCCAGUGAAGCUUGGGUGACAGCAAAACUUCUCACUGUUCCUGAACUUCAACCCGUCCUGACUGGAACACUGGGAUUUGCCUUCAGGGGUACCACUAUUCCUGGCUUGGCUGAGUUUCUCCUAAGUGUAAGACCUUCACCUAAAACUGAAUCGGUUUUUACUAACAUGUUUUGGGAGGAACUGUUUGGAUGCAGACUAGGUUAUGAUAACAACAGUGAGUCUGACUUACCUCUCUGUACUGGCUCAGAGGAUCUAAUGGACACUGAGACUAGCUACACUGAUUUUAUACCGGUGCGGAUAUCCUACAAUGUCUAUAAAGCCGUGUAUGCUAUUGGUCACGCUCUACAUCAGCUCUUUCAAUGUCAGUCUGAAGACAAAGUCUGUAACACUGCAUCACAGUUCUCUCCAUGGCAGCUUCUUCAGUACCUGAAGGAAGUCAAUUUUAUCAACCAGUUUAACGAGAAAGUAUAUUUUGACAAAAAUGGAGAGCCUGUGCCCCUUUAUGACAUCAUAAACUGGCAACUGAAUGGUAGAGGUGCCAUCCAGUUUCAGAUCGUGGGUAAAUUUGAUGGCUCUGCCCCACAUGUUGAGCAACUUAAGAUAAAUGAGAGGUCAAUUCGGUGGGCAGGAGGACAUGUUGAGGUCCCUGUUUCUCUGUGCUCCCCUCCUUGCCCUCCUGGCACACGACAGGCCAGUCGACCGGGGCAGCCUAUCUGCUGCUUCGACUGUUUGCCUUGUGCUGAAGGGGAAUUCAGCAACAUCUCAGGUGCUACUGAGUGUAUAAAGUGUCCUCAGUACUACUGGCCAAACAAAGAAAGAGUCGCCUGUGUUGCUGGCAUAGAGGAGUUCCUCUCCUAUCAUGAAAUUAUGGGUAUCAUUCUCAUUUCUCUGUCUCUCUUUGGGGUUGCCAUGGCAGCUGUUAUCACAGUGAUCUUCUUUCUUUUUCGAAGCACGCCCAUAGUUAAAGCCAACAACUCAGAGAUGAGCUUUUUACUUCUGCUGUCCCUCAAACUCUGCUUCCUUUGCUCGCUGGUGUUUGUGGGCCGGCCCUCACCGUGGACGUGCCGUGCCAGGCAGGCUGCGUUCGGGAUCAGCUUUGUUCUCUGCAUAUCAUGCAUACUUGUGAAGACCAUUGUGGUGCUGUUGGCCUUUCGUUCAACAAUGCCUGGGUCCAGUUCUUUAAAGUUAUUUGGUCCUGGACAGCAGAGGGCUUUUAUCUGCUGUUGCACAACAGGUCAGGUUAUCCUGUGUGCAUGCUGGCUGGCACUAGCGCCUCCUUACCCUUAUAAAAACACAUCAUACCAGGGAGGUAAGAUUGUUUUGGAGUGUAAAGACGUGUGGCCUUUAGGAUUUUACCUGGUGCUGGGUUAUAUCGGAAUGCUCUCUUGCAUGUGCUUUGCACUUGCUUUUCUUGGACGGAAACUCCCAGAUACAUUUAAUGAAGCUAAGCUCAUCACAUUUAGUAUGCUCAUUUUUUUUGCCGUGUGGAUCUCCUUUAUACCAGCAUAUAACAGCUCACCGGGGAAAUACACGGUGGCUGUUGAGAUUUUUGCCAUUCUAGCUUCCACUUUCGGACUUCUGUUUUGUAUUUUUGUACCUAAAUGUUACGUCAUUUUGCUAAGGCCUGAUUUAAACACUAAGAAGGGAAUGACUGGAAAAAUGUCAAAGUGACAUUUUAUUGACAUGCGUGACGUUGUUCAUGUUUAGUUACACACCAUUUGUCAUGUUCAUAUAUUCUGUAUUUAUUGAUGAUUACUAUUACAUUACAAUCCAAAAGUGCAUUACAAAGCAUACAGUUUAUUAUUAUGUGUGUUAUGGGAUCAAACCCACAACCUUUUGCACUGCUAACACAAUGCUUUACCACUGAGCUACAGGAGCAUGUUAUAUUUUUCAAACUGUAUAGUUUGUUUCCCUAUUGUUACAAGUUUGUCUUGACAUCAACAGAAGCAGUGCUCCUUAUUUUGUUGUAAGUAGAGCUAUGCAAUCACAAUAAAGGCUUUUAUU
This is a messenger RNA of Paramisgurnus dabryanus, 3254 nucleotides long. Its product is annotated as extracellular calcium-sensing receptor-like. Gene Ontology annotation, cellular component: plasma membrane. The record is from RefSeq and is a predicted model, not a curated record. NCBI's taxonomy places the organism in Eukaryota, Metazoa, Chordata, Actinopteri, Cypriniformes, Cobitidae. Gene Ontology annotation, biological process: G protein-coupled receptor signaling pathway. Gene Ontology annotation, molecular function: G protein-coupled receptor activity.